Molecule: messenger RNA, 348 nt
Organism: Effrenium voratum
Lineage: Eukaryota; Dinophyceae; Suessiales; Symbiodiniaceae
Source: the annotation of a GenBank genome assembly
AUGAACUCGUUGUGUUUGGCCUUGUUUCUGUCACACAUACUCUUCCAUUCGAUGUUCAACGACAAUGCGCCAAAUGUCGGAAGGACUGCGACAAAAAGCAUCCAACUUAGAUACGCCGUUCAUUCCUUGCUCGCUGGGGGCCCCAUGGUCAAACUCCCAGCGGCGACUUUGCGCGUGCAAACCCAGCACAGUUUCCGCCUGCUGAGACACCUUCCAAGUUCCAAGCUGGUAGGCGACAUGCGCAAUGCGCAGGCGGCAGGCGGGUCUUGUGCUUGCUUUACCACUUUUUCCUGGUUCCUCACGCCAAGCCAACCCGAGGCAGUUGGGGCCACGGACAUAUCCUGGUAG